Molecule: messenger RNA, 1165 nt
Organism: Hemiscyllium ocellatum (epaulette shark)
Lineage: Eukaryota; Metazoa; Chordata; Chondrichthyes; Orectolobiformes; Hemiscylliidae
Product: zinc finger protein 664-like
Exons: 2
Coding region: 757-1146 (129 amino acids)
Biological process (GO): regulation of transcription by RNA polymerase II; central nervous system development
Cellular component (GO): nucleus
Molecular function (GO): DNA-binding transcription factor activity, RNA polymerase II-specific; RNA polymerase II cis-regulatory region sequence-specific DNA binding
Source: RefSeq, a predicted model, not a curated record
GUCGGACCAUGAGCUUCUCAAGCUGCAGCUCCUGAUCCUCUCUCUCUGAAUAAAGAUAGAUCUUUACCCAGACUGCACAUUCCUUCCUCUGUCCCAGAUCUAGCACAGUAGCGCCUCGACACACGAACAAACCCGUUCAUGUACAAAUCGGUUUACGAACAGGAGCGUACGUAAAAUCUUGCUUCAACGUACGUACGAAAUUCAAGGUACGAACACAAAAGCUCUCGGGCCCCGCGUGAUCUCAUUCAGUUCGUCUUUGGCGUGUGCGCUGUGAACAGCCGUCCAACCAUUCUUACGCUAUCCGAACAAUGGGAAAAGUUGAUUCAGUUCGCGAACUUUUCGGAUUAAGUUCAUAAGUCGAGGCGCUACUGUAUUUGAAAAUCUGAAGGCGGAAGUUUCAACAUCAACAGAUGAAGGGCUUAAGCCCGAAACGUUGACUCUCCUACUUCUCGGAUGCAGCCUCACCUGCUGUGCUUUUCCAGUGCCACACUUUUCAAUACUGACUCUCCAGUGUCUGCAGUCCUCACUUUGACGUCAAUGUCUGACAGUCACUCAAUCCAUUGGGACCGCAACGGUUUUCAUCUAUGAUUCUGUGAGAAGGAGCAAAGAUUUUUGGUUCCUGUCUAAGUACGUUUUCAGCAUCAGCGGGACUGGAUGAGAGAGCCUACCAUUGCAGUGCACUGAGUGUGGAGCCUAAAAUAACUAUACGGCCUGGAAAGAGGAAUUCACAGCAGGGAGUGGCUCCACACUUCGGCCAUGGAGAAACGCGAGGAAUCCCACCUCUUGGAGAAACCAUGGAACUGUGGUGACUGCGGGAAAGGCUUCCGUUUUCCAUCUUCCCUGGAGAUUCAUCGGCGUAGUCACACUGGGCAGAGGCCAUUCACCUGCCCAGUCUGUGGGGAGGCCUUCAGAUAUUCCUCCACCCUGCUGACCCACCAGCGUAUCCACACGGGGGAGACGCCCUACAGCUGCCCCGAGUGCGGGAAGGCCUUUACCCAGGUCUCUGGACUGCAAAACCACCAGUGGGUCCACACAGGGGAGAGGUCCUUCAGCUGUCCCGAGUGCAGGAAGGGCUUCAGCAAUUCCUCCUCUCUGCUGAGGCACCAGCGGGCCCACACGGGGGAAGAGGCCCUUCAGCUGCCCUAAGUGCGGAAAAGCCUUCAGG